This is a messenger RNA of Telopea speciosissima, 1833 nucleotides long. RefSeq names its product putative pentatricopeptide repeat-containing protein At5g37570. Gene Ontology annotation, biological process: RNA modification. Gene Ontology annotation, molecular function: protein binding; RNA binding. NCBI's taxonomy places the organism in Eukaryota, Viridiplantae, Streptophyta, Magnoliopsida, Proteales, Proteaceae. The transcript has a single exon. The coding region runs from base 1 to 1833 and encodes 610 amino acids. The record is from RefSeq and is a predicted model, not a curated record.
AUGGGUGGUCGCAGUUGGGGUAGGAUAGAGGAGGAUCGAAUUAUUCGAUUAGUAAGCAAAUGCAAGGAUGCAAGGCAACUGAAGCAAAUUCACGCUCAUGUAGUUGUGAAUGGACAAUCUCAGAACAGUUUCUUGAACACCAAGUUUAUCCGUGAAUUCACAGCUUUUGGCGAUUUAAGACACGCCCGUGCUGUCAUUGACAGUAUUCAGUGCCCAAAUGUGUACUUGUGGACAGCCAUGAUCAGGGGCUACUCGAAACAGUCCAACUCCCAAUCAUGUUGCAGAGAAGCAGUGGUGAUAUACGCUCAGAUGCACCGCCGCAUUGGUUCUGCUAUGGCUAGAGACCAGGCCCUCACCUUUGCUUUGUCGUCUGUGUUGAAGGCAUGCACUUUAUUAGUGACCUUGAAGCAGGGAAUGCAGAUCCACAACAAUGUUGUCAAAUACGGUUGUGAUGAGGAAAUUCGCAUCCAGACAUCGCUCAUUGAUUUCUAUGCUAAAUGUGGACUUGCGAAAGAAGCACGACAGGUAUUCGAUAGAAUGACUAUUAGGGACAUUCAGGCUUGGAAUACCAUGAUUGCUGGGUAUGCAUUUGUUGGAAACAUGGAUGCUGCGGGGUCUUUAUUCCAAGUAAUGCCGGAGAGAAACCUUUUCACAUGGGAGGUGAUGCUCACCGGUUAUGCCAAAGUGGAUGAGAUGGAUUAUGCUAGGGAACUCUUCGAUGACAUGUGCUCGUGUCGAUUGCAGAUGAGCGUCAAUGUUGUUAUCUACACGGCCAUGAUCACAGGCUAUGCAAAAUGUGGUGACGUUUUGGCUGCAAGAUCUUUGUUUGAUGGGAUGGUAGAGAGGGAUGCAGCUACAUGGAAUGCAAUGAUCUCUGCUUACUCUAAGGUGGGGUUCUUUGAUGAAGCUGUGGAUCUCUUCCGUCUCAUGUUAAAGAUGGGAAGAGAUGUGAAACCUAACCAUACGACAAUUGCUAGCGUAGUGGCUGCAUGUGCUCAAUCGGGCUCAAUCAAAUUGGCACAAUGGAUCAAAGACUACAUCAACAGCCGAGGGAGCGAGCUAUUGAAUACCCACACAGUGACGGCACUCAUAGACAUGCAUGCCAAGUGUGGCGAUCCAGACAUGGCCUACGAAGUAUUCAAGAGCUGGAAGGACAAAGAUGUAGUUUGUUACAGCUCCAUGAUAUCAGGUUUCGGUAUGCACGGGCGUGGCAUGGAGGCUCUAAAGAUCUUUUCUCAGCUGAAGGAAGACGGGUUGAAUCCUGACAGUGUUUGCUUCAUUGUGGUCUUGUCUGCUUGUAGCCAUGCAGGUUUGAUAGACGAGGGAAAACAAUACUUCAAGUCCAUGCAAAAUGAUUACUCAAUUACCCCAACUGCGGAUCACUACAUGUGCUUGGUUGACCUGCUAGGCCGUGCCGGCCACAUCUUGGAGGCUUACGGAAUCAUUGUCGAUGUCAUGCCACCGGUUAAACCUCAUGCUGGUGUAUGGGGUUCCUUACUCAGUGCAUGUAGAGUCUAUAACAACGUUGAGAUUGGCGAGGUAGCUGGGAAACAUUUGCUAGAGAUAGAACCAAACAAUGCCGGUAACUAUGUCCUGCUUUCAAAUAUCUAUGCGAAGGCACAUAUGUGGGAUGAAGUGGCCAAGGUGAGAGCCCUCAUGAGGGAACGUGGAAUGAAGAAGCCUCCAGGUGCUAGCUGGAUUGAAUUCAAUGGCAAGACCCACAAAUUCCUGACUAGUGAUGUUCAGGAUCAUCACAUGGAAAUUAUUAUGCAAGUUUUGGCCUUGGAGUUGAAGGCUCAGGGGUACCUUCCUGGCAUGGACCAUGAGGACUGA